Molecule: messenger RNA, 3098 nt
Organism: Pieris napi
Lineage: Eukaryota; Metazoa; Arthropoda; Insecta; Lepidoptera; Pieridae
Gene: Mrgn1
Product: E3 ubiquitin-protein ligase MGRN1
Exons: 14
Coding region: 85-2175 (696 amino acids)
Biological process (GO): protein ubiquitination
Cellular component (GO): cytoplasm
Molecular function (GO): ubiquitin protein ligase activity
Source: RefSeq, a predicted model, not a curated record
UUUUGUUUUUGGAUAAUUUAAUUAAUCGGAAAAUCAAAUAUUUAGUUUGUAUUUUUUAUCGCUUUAGGAUUGGAAAUAAUAAAAAUGGGUGCACUUACUAGCAGACAAAAUGCUGGUGUGGAAGAAGCUGAUGUUGUAUCAAAUCAUGCAUACAAGUAUCCGCCUCGAUCAGGAAAUUAUUUUGGAAGCCACUUCAUAAUGGGAGGUGAAAGAUUUGAUACUCCACAACCAGAAGCUUACUUAUUUGGUGAGAAUGCUGACCUCAACUUCCUUGGUAGCAGACCCACACCUUUUCCAUACCCACCACCUCAAUCUAAUGAGCCAACCAAAACUCUACGGAGCCUAAUCAAUAUCCGUAAGGAGUCCCUACGCUUUGUUCGCUGCCCUGAACCAGUGGGAAAAUUGAGUGAGACCAAUAAAAUUGGAGAUGGCCCUGUCAAGACUGUUGAUAAUAAUGGCAAGGGCACUUAUUACAACAUUGAGUUUACAUUUGACUGUGAUGUCAGAUGUGCUAUUACGGUGUUCUACUUUUGCACUGAAGAAGUUACACCAACUGGUAUUGUACACUACCCUCGUGAUUCAUCAAUGUCCUCCCAGACUUACCAUUACAAGAAGGGAGCUAAUCAGCAGUUUUGUCAGAUUUCUCAUGUGUUUGACCCUUCAAAGUAUCCAGAAGAAGAUCUUAUAUACAAUGCAGACCGUGAAAUUAUUCCCAUUGCAAUUUAUUGUGUUGUAGAUGAGGGGCAAGAUGAAAUAAGGCAGUCACACACAACUAUUGCUAUAGUAGAGAAGCACUUAGAUGGAACAUAUGUCUUGAAAGCUCUAAAGCAAAAAUUGUUUGUUGACGGAUUGUGUUAUCUGUUACAAGAGAUAUAUGGUAUAGAGAAUAAAAAUCUUGAUUCAAAGCCCACCUCAGAUGAGGAAACCGAAGAUGGUGGGUCUGAAUGUGUUAUCUGUAUGUGUGAUGUCCGUGACACACUGAUACUGCCCUGUCGGCAUCUCUGUUUAUGCAACUCUUGUGCGGAUUCCCUGCGUUACCAGGCCAAUAACUGUCCAAUAUGCAGAGCUCCAUUUAGGGCUCUGUUACAAAUAAGAGCCCUUCAGAAGAUUUCAGCUUCGCCGACGUCACCCGCCUUGUUGCCCGCUGCCAGUCCACCAGAUGGCAGCAUGGAGAAUAUCCCAGCAGGUUAUGAGCCGAUCUCCCUCAUUGAGGCCUUGAACGGACCUCGAGCCCGUGUCGCUCCCCUCGCCCCACCCGCCCCGGCCAUCGCCAGCCCCGAUACGGAUACAGCGUCGCAGGCCGCAGAAGUCUUAAACCGUUGCGUAGUUGAACGCAGCUCUUCAACCAGUUUGGGCAGUAGACGCAGCAGCUGUCGAGAUGAAAAGAGAGAUAGAAUCGCCCAGCAUCCACUAACACCUGAGUUCCGAAUGUCAGUGCUACUUGCCCGUGAGCAGUCCAAACGCGACGAGAAAGCUGCCAGUCCCCUUCUUCAGAAACACAACAGCACCAGUGUGCCUGACAAACUCUCCAAGAGCAAGACCUCCCUAAACUCCAUACCGACGUCGAUCCAUCGUUCUGAAGAAGAGAGCUGCUCCUGCUCCGUGGAGGGGCGAAGUGAAAUCGGUUCUGGUGAUUGUGGGGCAAAUUAUGGUGAAUGUGGAGCCGAUUGCGGGGUAGAUUGUGGUGAAUGUGGGGUGGAUGGAAACGGGGCUGAAGAUGGUGAACCUGAUAGUGAUGCGGAGAGACGUUCGCCGCUUCUUACUCAUCUUACGCAUAACGGGAUUAAAGCGAACGGCUCUUUGCGUACUCCGAGCGUGGAAGCCAUUCGACCUGCGCUCGCGCACAUUGACGACACUGAUAAUGAAGAAAACGAACAACACUCGGACCCGCUCCGUAGAGACGUGGAGUCGCCGGGGGUGGCCGAAGACUCGGACUAUUUCACACCGGAGGAUACUAACACCACGAUACUGACUGUCCCCAAGCCUAACGCAGAUGUAGGUAAUAAGAUUGAAUGCGCGCCACAACGUUGGGCUUUGCCGCAUCAUGUUACGUCGUUGCCUGGUACGCCGUUAUCGCAGUCUAGCGUGCGUUCGUCGGGCGAUUCUUACAGCUCCACGUCUUCCACUCGUCAACUUCUCGCGACUGCCCCACUUACAGCGGAUACUCCUUGUUAAAUUUACGUGACUUAGUUCGCGUCGCAACAUAAAUGUUUUAUUGCCUGUUUUUGCGAAUGCUCUUCUAUAAUGAAAGAUUUUCAAAAUCGAUUCUGUAAUUCCAGAGAUUCCUACAGAGAUAUUUGUAUUAAAGUUAGAUAUUUAUAUUAAUUGAAAAAUGUUUUUUUUUCUAUCGCCGGGUAUUAAAACAAGGACUCAAAAGAACAUAGUCCAGAUCUAGGCGAAAUUCUACGAAAUAGCAAAACUCUAAAUAACAGUGUAAUUUUUUCAAUAACUGUACUUUUAAGGAAAUAAAUUGUGGUAAUUGGCCACAAAUGAAAAAAAAAAAGAAAUACUUAGGAAUAUAUCUAGGAUUAUAGGUAUAUGUUAUAUUUGUUAAGCAAAUAACUUGUGAUCUAAAAUCAACUCAAACCCUUGUUGAGAAAUUUUACUAGAAUAAUUAGAAAUAAUAUAAAAUGGAACUUAUUAAUAAUUCAAACAUAAAAAGAUUUUAUUUUUGAAAACGAUUGAGCUGCUAGAAAUAAUAUGGUAAUAUGAUGCCUGUAGUGUGUUAUAAAAACAUGUGUUUAUACUUUUUAAAAGUAGUUUUGUGGGUAGGUGCCAAAUAUGUUUUGUCAAUCAAUCAUGUGAAGAAUUUGUAUAACCUUGAUAUCUAGUGGAUACUAUUUUUUUUUAAACUAAUUAGAGUAUAAACUCUGUGUAAUCCUAAUUGUGCUUGUGAUUUGACUGUUUGUAUUUUCUCAAAUUGUUAAUAAAUUGAUUCCAAUUUACUGCAACCAAAGUGCAGCUUAUUAUUUUAGUGCAUAUUUAGUAUUAUUAUUUUCAACUGGUUAAAACCAACUAAUAUGUAUUAAGGUGACUGAAUAACAUUCCUGGAAUCUCUAUAUUUUUCCUUUAUAUUAAAAAUAAAUACUAUGUAUGCA